CUCUAAAUUGCCCGUAGGUGUGAAUGUGAGUGCGAAUGGUUGUUUGUUUGUAUGUGCGCUACGAUUGGCUGGCAACCAGUUCAGGGUGUACCCCGCCUCCUGCCCGAUGAUAGCUGGGAUAGGCUCCAGCACGCCCGCGACCCUAGUGAGGAGAAGCGGCUCAGAAAAUGGAUGGAUGGAUGUAUUCAUUGUAUGCUGUGUUUAACACAACAUCCCAACUUCAUUGGAAUUGGGGUUGGAUAAAAACCACACAAAAAGAAAGUCCAGUAAAUCUACUGUGAUGACAAACACUUGACUAGACUUGAGCUUAAAAGAGCUGCAGAAGCUUAAGCAAAACAUAAUUGUCCGACUAAUUAAUCUUUGGUAAUCAGUGAUGUGAUUUUAAGUGGUCUUACACCAGAGGGCCUUCACUUGUUUGAGCACCGUUGUCUUACUGUUUCUCAACCGUAUCCUUUCCUUUGAGAGCACGCCCCCUCUCACUUUCCUUUAAUUAACAGUAUUCUCUUGGAGUGUUGAUUGGAAUUGAGAAGUUCAUUCUUUCAUUCUAAGGACAUGCCUGCAAGGGAGUGAUAGCAAUAAAUCAUUCAAUAAAAAAAGACUGUUGCCCAUUGUGUCAGUCAGUUUCCUGAUGGAUGUGCAUUUUUUUCUCACAACCAUACAUGUGGAGGAAUGUGAGAGCCUCCAUAACUUGCUGAGUGUGCAAACAUGGAGCUUUACCAACAGGGGGAUUAUGAUUGGAUCACUGGCCCGACUGAGUGUCAGUGGCAGUGGUAGUCGAGUCAAGCGUAAAAGCAUCUCAUUGACUCGCAGCCAAUUUGCAAAAUACAUAUGAGAGAAGCUGAUGGAUGGAGUAGAGCUCGCGGUAACCGAUAAGAUGGCGGCUCGGGGAGCGACUGGGCACAGCUUCCUGGUGACGUGCUGGCAGCCCAUUCUGAUCCUGAUGCUGAGCGCCGUGCUGUCUGUCUCUACCACUGGCUGCCCGUCCCGCUGUGAGUGCAACAUCCCAGAGCGCACCGUGAUGUGCCACCGCAAGAAGCUCAUGACGGUUCCCGAGGGAAUCCCCGCAGAAACCCGGCUGCUGGACCUCAGCAAGAACCGCAUAAGAAGCAUCAACCCUGACGAGUUCGCCAUCUUUGCCAACCUGGAGCACUUGGAGCUCAGCGAGAACACGAUCUCCACGAUUGAACCCGGCGCAUUCAACAACCUUUUCGGUUUACGGACAUUGGGGCUCCGUAGCAACAAGCUAAAGCUGAUCCAGCUCGGGGUCUUCACGGGCCUGAGCAAUCUCACUGAGCUGGACAUAAGCGAGAACAAGAUCGUCAUCCUGCUGGACUAUAUGUUCCAGGAUUUGUACAACCUGCGUUCUUUGGAGGUGGGCGAUAACGACCUGGUUUUUAUCUCCCACCGCGCUUUUCACGGCCUGAGUAGCCUUGAGCAUCUGAGUCUUGAGAAGUGCAACCUGUCCUCUGUGCCAACAGAGGCCUUUACCCACCUGCACAGUCUGAUCACACUUAGGCUGCACCACCUCAACAUCAAUAUCAUACGGGAUUACUCAUUUAAACGUCUCUUUAGGCUCAAAGUGUUGGAGAUUGCCAAUUGGCCAUAUUUGGAUACAAUGACCCCAAAUUGCUUGUAUGGAUUAAACCUGACCUCCCUGACCAUAGCAAAUGCUAACCUGACCACCAUUCCUUACAUCGCCCUAAGGCAUUUGGUAUACUUGCGUUUUCUUAAUCUUUCCUAUAACGCGAUCCAUACCAUUGAUGGAAAUAAGCUCCACGAUCUUCUGCGUCUUCAGGAGUUUCACCUGGUUGGAGGGCGACUGGCCAUGAUUGAGCCCUACUCAUUCCGGGGUCUCAAUUACCUGAAGAUUCUCAAUGUGUCUGGGAACUCCCUGACUACUUUAGAGGAGUCCGCAUUCCAUUCAGUAGGCAAUCUGGAGACUCUGGCCUUGUAUGACAAUCCCCUGGCCUGCGACUGUCGCAUGUUGUGGGUUUUCCGGCGACGCUGGAGACUCAACUUCAACCGGCAGCAGCCCACCUGCGCCUCCCCUGAAUUUGUCCAAGGCAAAGAGUUUAAGGACUUCCCGGAUGUCCUGCAACCCAACUACUUCAUCUGUCGCAAGUCCAGGAUUAGGGAUCGCAAACCGCAGCAGCAGUUUGUUGACGAGGGAGCCAUCGUUCACUUCGCUUGCGAGGCGGACGGCGAUCCAGCUCCGGUGAUCAUGUGGCUCUCCCCGCAGAAGAAGUUAAUCACCAGCAAAACAAUCGGAAGGAUCUCUGUGUUGCCAGAUGGUACCCUUGAGGUCCGCUACGCUCAGAUUCAGGACAAUGGAACUUACAUGUGUAUAGCAAGCAACGCGGGCGGAAAUGACACCACUCUGGCUCACUUGCACAUUCACAGCUACUCGCCUGAUUGGCCAUUCCAGCCCAACAAGACUUUUGCUUUCAUCUCGAACCAGCCUGCAGAAACUGGUGCUAACGACACGCGAGCCAAUGUCCCUUUCCCCUUCGAUAUAAAGACGUUGAUCAUUGCGACCACAAUGGGCUUCAUUUCCUUUCUGGGCGUCGUCUUGUUUUGCCUGGUGCUGCUCUUCCUUUGGAGCAGAGGCAAAGGCAACACAAAGCACAACAUCGAGAUUGAGUAUGUGCCGCGCAAAUCGGACGCUGGCAUGAGCAGCAGCACGGUGGACGCUCCCCGCAAGUUUAACAUGAAAAUGAUUUAAAGAAGCGGCCCUUGAAAGGAAUUAAAAAAAAAUGGUCAAGUAGACAUUGUUGAGCACUAAGUACUGGAUCCUGGUGUGUUCACAUGGAGAAUGACUAAAGAACUUUAGAAGGGCAGUCGCUGACUUUCAAAUGAGAGGCAAUGAAAGCAUGCCCACCGCAGAAAGGCAUUAGUGAGGUCUAUAUGGCUCCUGGGCUGAUUUUAUUGAAAGUCAUGUUAGUCAUAAAAAGUUCAUGUUCCUGUGGAUCUAUACCCAUCCAAGCUGCCAGAAUGCAAGAGGUAGAUUGUGUGGCCACUGCUGUUUUGUGUCUGUGUUUCUUUUAUUUUAAUUUGCACCUCCCACCCCCACACCCUGAGGCAACAUGCCAAGUUAUGAAUGAUGUCAGUAUGGGAUGAAACACAGAUGACGCAUUUGAAGUUCAAAAUCAAUACAUUUAAUCUGAUCAGUGUUUGAACUGUGAUUCUUUUGUCCUACUUUAUGAUUUUGACCGUUAAUAGUCUGAUUCAUCAGUGUCACACCCAUUGAUCAGAAAUGCCCUCAUAAGUUAAAGGACAUGUCAGAAGAAGAGGACACAUUGUUUGGAUAUUAGUAUGAAAAGAAAUUGGAAUUGAUGCACAAAGGGGCUUUCAUUUGGAAAUAGCAAGAUGGAUCUUUAUGGGAAAGCAACAUUUUGGCAAAUUUUUACAAACAAGUACACAUGCAAAAAAAACAACAACAAAAAUUUGAAUAAAUAUUGAUUAUAUUUUUGUCUUUGAACAUGAAAAUGUAUUGGUCUUUUUUAAUUAACAUUUUUUAAUUACUUAAUUACAAUUUAUCACCAUAGAAAAAUUCCAGCUACCGAAAGUUUUAGAAUGUUACAACUCUUAAGGUACAAUAACAAAAUUCCCCCCCCACCCACCCACCACCCCCCAAAAAGCACAAAACAUUUUGGACAUAUUGAGAGAUUUGAGAUUCAGUACGGUAAUAACAAAUUUUAUUGUACUUAUAGUCCUACUCAUAACAUUAUUUUUUAGGAAAGGCCAAAAAAAAGCAAUUUUUUAAAUCUGUUUAAUGGGAAUAAAUUAAAAAAAAUGUUCUUUUGUUUUUUUGAUUACACAUCACUGAGGAUCAAAUUUAUGUUACAAUGUAACAGUGUUGUAGGUGUAGAAAAACAAAGAAGACGUACUUUUUCGAGUCACUGCACAUUGUUUGAAAUACCUGACAUGAACAUACAGCUUAACUUCUGCAUCCGCAUUUUAGAAGAUGAAAGAACACUUAAUUGGUAAUAUUGGGAGAACGAACUUGUCAGUGAUUACCAUAUCAAAUUUAUGUUACCACAGAGUCAAGAGUUGGGGAAUGAAUCAGAAAGAAGUCUAACUAUUUAUUUUUGUGGGCAAUGCUGUAUCUUGAUAAUUCUGCUAUUGAACAGCAUUUGGUUGUCAAAAAUAAUGGUAUCAUUUGUGUUGGAGAUGAUUGUGAGGAGGAAAAGUUGACUUCCAUUGUUUUUGUGCGUUUAAUAUUUCAUCCCUGGUAUCAUCAAAGCCAUAGAAUUGAUUAUCUACAGGUUUGCUUAUCCCCAUGAAUGUCACCAUGUUAGUCAGAAGAUGUAAAGAGACUUACUGUCCUCUGUAUGAAAUGCUGAGGUUCUUCUCGCCUUAGUUUCUCAAUUGAACACUGUGGACAGCUGGCUUUUGCAAAAGCGCGUGAGGCUAAAGAAGGCCAGGUUCUCGAUAAUGGACCUCACUACUGACAGAGAUGCGGUAAUGGGCUGCGAAAAUGCGAACGGCGGCAGCGACACAGAUGGUUUCACCCGUGGAUACAAUGUGAAGCAGCUUUGGUGUAAUCCCUUUUGCAUAAAGGAGGGAAAAAAAAGACAAAACAACCGUGCAAAUGGCUCACGGCUUAUGAAUGCUGUCUGUGUGUUCAAGGUGUGGCUACUGUACCCAGCAUCUUUUGGUCCUGAGUGAACUAGGAUUCUGUAUGUUUUUUUUUAUUUAUAUAUUUUUUAAUUCUUCCCCCCCACCCCCCUUUUUUUUCUGACCCUGGACUAUAUUGAUCAUGUAGUCCGAGCCAACUUUUAAAAAAAAAAAAACCUAAAAAAAUAUACAUAUGGAAAAAAAUCAUUCAAAUUGUUCUGUGCAAUAAAGGUAAUAUGCAGAUUUUUUUUUUUUAAUUAACACAAUUAUGUUGAUGUUGAAUUGUUGACAAUAUGGUAUGUUGUAUUAAACAAUCUAUGGAAUUUUUUAAACACA
This is a messenger RNA of Phyllopteryx taeniolatus (common seadragon), 4953 nucleotides long. RefSeq names its product leucine rich repeat and Ig domain containing 1a (gene lingo1a). The transcript is spliced from 2 exons. Gene Ontology annotation, cellular component: extracellular matrix. Gene Ontology annotation, molecular function: protein binding. The record is from RefSeq and is a predicted model, not a curated record. Bases 842 to 2722 code for a protein of 626 amino acids. Lineage: Eukaryota; Metazoa; Chordata; Actinopteri; Syngnathiformes; Syngnathidae.